Trypanosoma cruzi is the source of this 602-nucleotide messenger RNA. RefSeq lists its product as uncharacterized. The annotation marks the transcript as partial. The transcript has a single exon. Gene Ontology annotation, cellular component: P-body; PAN complex. NCBI's taxonomy places the organism in Eukaryota, Euglenozoa, Kinetoplastea, Trypanosomatida, Trypanosomatidae. The record is from RefSeq and is a predicted model, not a curated record. Gene Ontology annotation, molecular function: poly(A) binding. Gene Ontology annotation, biological process: nuclear-transcribed mRNA poly(A) tail shortening; mRNA processing.
AUGGAUUCAAAGGGCCGGAGCGGGAAGAGUAAUUUGCUCGGGCGGGGAAAUGUUUUGAUGAGCGGGGCUAGUGCAAAUAGCAAUCAGCAUCCUUACGGACGUCGUCAUGUGAACAGCGCGGGCGGUGUGUUGACCAACGCCUUUGUUGCAUCACCGGCUUCACUUUACAGCACCCCUCAACCUCUUGACCCGUUCUGUCAACACUUGCCGGACGCCUUUCCCUCCACCCCGUACACGCCCGUGGGCCAAUUGUUUAUGUCUGCUUCUGUGAGGAGUGCAAGACCGAAUGCCUCCUUGUUGAUGCAUUCAACGACACGCAGCAUCACUCCCGUAACAAGCUCAAAGUUUUCCCACUACACGACAAUAUACAACAUUGAGAAUAUGCCAGCGCCGAGUGUAAUGAAUUCGAAACUAAUGACGCAAAUGUAUCAAACAACAGCUCGUUAUACAGGAAAAGAAAUUGCCUUGCGCCGUCUUGUGAUGACCACCGCAACUGCAGAAGAGUGCAGUGCCGUUAAUGAACGCUUUCGACACUACCGACAUCCCAACUUAGUUCCAUUAACGGGUGUGAUUCUCACAGAUGAGUUUGUUAUGGGUAGCAA